CAUGUCCCAUUCGACAGUUUCGCAUUGACAGUCCAAGGAAGAGUGUUGAGAGUUGCUUAAAAGUUGUUAUUUGCUUUAGUCUUCAGCAACAGAAAAGUGCCUGUGUCACGGUCGCUAUCAUUAUCUGCAAUAUUUCUUUGAAAAGUGACAUAUUUAUAAUGACGGAGGUGAAAACAUACUCGCUCGCAGAAAUUAAAGCACAUAAUACAAACAAGUCUACCUGGAUCGUGAUUCACAACAACGUAUACGAUGUUACAGAAUUCCUCAAUGAGCACCCCGGUGGAGAAGAAGUGCUUCUAGAACAAGCCGGUAAGGAGGCCACAGAAGCGUUCGAAGAUGUUGGUCAUAGCACAGAUGCACGCGAAAUGAUGAAAAAGUUCAAGGUCGGUGAACUGAUCGAAUCCGAACGGAAGCAAACUCCGGUAAAAAAGGAACCAGACUGGAAUACCGAUCAAAAAGAUGAUAACUCGUUCAAAUCUUGGAUCGUCCCGUUGAUACUUGGUCUUCUGGCAACCAUUAUAUACCGGUUCUACUUCACUCAGUAAUCGUUCUUGAGGACAGUUUUCCUAUCAGGUGGAUCAAGUCGUGCCGAAAUUUUCCUUCAUUCCAAAUGCAACACAGUUCAGUAACAGGAAAAGUGACGCUCUUUACACACGCAACAAUCGGAAGCAAAUUUCUACUGAAUAUUUUUUAAGCUAAGCAACUUUUGCAUUUGAAGCUAAGUAUGUUUCCUUCUUGAUGACUUGAAAUUCGAUAAAAUUUACAACCUGACGACGUAAAUUAGAAGAUCACAGAACCGAAACGGAGUGCUGAAACAACACAUUAAGUUAAAUGUUAAAAAGAUGACCUAAAUUCAUAUGCGAAUUAUUACUGAAUAGAGUUUUCAGAUGAAUGCAACACACAUAGAUGUAAACAAAACUUUCAUAAUGCUAUAAAACUGUAGUUAGUAAUGCUCGUGGGUCAUAGUUUUUUAUAUACAAGAGACAGCAUGUCAAUGAAAUCAUUUGAACACAUUAGUGAUUUAUUUCUAUAAUUCAGUGCUAUGGGAUACAUAUUGGUUGCACCAAUUGUUUAAGUUUUAUGAAUUGUUCAACUAUCUUCUUUUAAAUAUUUGAGAAUGUUGCGGAUAUUUGAUUCAGGGUAACAUGAAAUUAUACUUGUAUUUAUACGUAUAA
Molecule: messenger RNA, 1175 nt
Organism: Wyeomyia smithii (pitcher-plant mosquito)
Lineage: Eukaryota; Metazoa; Arthropoda; Insecta; Diptera; Culicidae
Gene: Cyt-b5
Product: cytochrome b5
Exons: 3
Coding region: 159-545 (128 amino acids)
Cellular component (GO): membrane; intracellular membrane-bounded organelle
Molecular function (GO): heme binding
Source: RefSeq, a predicted model, not a curated record